This is a messenger RNA of Toxoplasma gondii ME49, 3486 nucleotides long. Its product is annotated as PHD-finger domain-containing protein. Gene Ontology annotation, biological process: regulation of transcription by RNA polymerase II. Bases 789 to 2372 code for a protein of 527 amino acids. The transcript has 7 exons. The record is from RefSeq and is a predicted model, not a curated record. Lineage: Eukaryota; Apicomplexa; Conoidasida; Eucoccidiorida; Sarcocystidae.
UGAGCUUUGUGUUAAACCAAGUUUUCUACUGUUUCGCCUUACGAGGCUUCCUACAGAGCUGCUGCAUGCGUCCUGCUAAGGUAACACGGUCCACGAGCCCUGUUUUCCGGAUGCGUAAAAUCAUCGCGGCGCGUUCUACCAUCCGUGAGUCACAAAUGCAUAGCAUUAGCAUUGUCUUUUCCCCCUCAGCUCGUGAGUGUGUGCUUAUCGACUUCACUUCCAAGCAGAACCAGUAUUUUCUCCAGUCAGUUUGGAAUGCAUUGGCGUUGGCAACCUACGAUUGUGGAUUUGCUUUUUAGAAGUGGCGGGAUAUCUGAAGGCGUUUCCUGGUUCUUGAGAGUUUGCAUCGUUCUAUGUCCACGCGUAGUCCUUCGGAAUCUGCCCUCACGGGGCCAGACCUCUGUUUUCUUCCGGGCGUCUAGACAUGUAUCAAGCAUGCGAUGAUCCCGUCUUUUUGAAUCUCAACGCCCUCCCCGGAGUGUUGUCCUCCGGCUCGCUUCCUUGGUUUUCGUGUUCAUGUGUAUGUCCUAAAGUCUCCUAGUACUGAGUAUACACUCAAGGCGGCUCGGGUGUCUCGUCCCUUUCGCUGCCUUUCCGUUUCUUUCUGGGUUCUCUCCAGAGAGGCUGCCUUGAGGCAUGCUCCUCGCAAAGGCCAGAGCUUACGUAAACUGAGGCGCAUCGACGCCUGUUGAGGAACUCGGCAUCGAAAACGCCUUCAUAUUUGUGGAGAAGACAAACCCGUAGGUCGAAUUGGUUUUUCAUUCCAGUAAACACUCCUGGUUGGCCUGAUGGAUUCGAGUGAUGCCGGCAUCAGCGCCUCAGGCGCGUCUGACUCUGUCUGCAAUGCUUCUUCGGGGAAAACGAAUCCUACGUCCGAAACACAGCCGAAUCCUCCACCUCCUUCCCCUUCAAAACAGAGACAUUCGAACAGUUUGCCGUCUUCUUCCUCCCCGUCUUCUUCGCCUGCUGCUUCCUCGCCCAUUUCGUCUUUUUCCGAGUCUCCCUCCCCUCCGUGUGUUUCUCCUUCUCUUAUCUCUGCGCCUUCAUCUUCUUCCUCUGCGUCUUGCUCGGCUGCCCCUGCCUCCUCUUCUUCGCCUCUUCGUUCCUCGUCGAGCUCGCAGACUUCUGUGACGGCUGCGUUGCCACACCCGGCUGAGCUGAGUGUUCUGCAGGCAACAGAAGUUUGCCGACAUUUGAUGCAGACCCGAAGAGCCAAGGUUCGCGACAGGAAGACGGCCAAGAGGAUUGCCAAGCGAUUUCCGAAUGUCAACAAAAUUUGGGCGGACCUCAGCUUCGAUUUAGAUGACGACGGGACCAGAUGCGACAUCUGCGGGAACUACGACUCUUUGCCAGGACAUGACGAGAUGCUUCUGUGCGAUGGCUGUGACGUGGCAGUCCACCAGACCUGCUACUACGUCAAAACAGUCCCGAAAGCAGACUGGUAUUGCCAGUACUGCGAAGAAAAGAACAAAGCAAAGGCAAAUGUCGCAAAACUCCAGCGCCUCGCUGCCAAGGCGUCUGGGAAGGCAACCGACAAGCAAGUCGAAACAACUCUGAAAACAGAAGUGGAUCGCCUGACGGGAGAGAUGGAGUCCGUCUGCGUCUUGCCGAAACGCUGCCCUCUCUGUCCUCGGAGCUUCGGGGCUCAUGUGCGCUGCGGCGAAGAUUUCCGGAUGUGGGUGCACGUAAACUGCGCCGUCUGGGUCCCCGAAACUUGGAUCGUCGGCGUGGACUAUGCUGGUGGUCUCGAAGGUAUUCCUGCUUGGCGAUUCGAAACACUCUGUGACAUUUGUGGAGUUGAUGAAGGCGCCGUGGUCAAAUGCUCUGUCGGCGAUUGCCCUGCUCUCUUCCAUCCCAUCUGCGCCAUCAUCGCCGGCUAUGGCAUGAAUCUCACAGGGCAAAUUGACUAUGUGAGAAAGAACGACACGACGUUCCAUGCAUUUUGCUUGCGACAUCGAGGCUACACAUUUCGAGAGUCUGUGGAUGCGGAAGAACCGGUGGAGUAUCUGUACAGACAUCCCGAUGCGGAACACCCCUUUCUUCGGGUGACGAAUCUCGUCCGCAGAAAUCGUGACAUUAUCUUUUUCACCAAGCAAUGCCACGCAGAGAACUCGACAUGGGGCUUGCGUCUCGGCGCCUACCUGAUCAAGGAACUGAACGAAAAUCUCGUUGCCCUACGAGCUGUGUGGAAGCGCAUCGACGACAUCUGUGCCCCCCGUUCGCAGCCUUCUUCCGCCUCUUCCAGCAUCUCUUUAGAUAACAGAAAAGCGCUUCCUGUGGGGAGUCUCGGCGACGAAGGCAGGAACGCUGAGGAUGUAGAAAUGCAUACUGAUUCUACGCAAGGCGCAUCCGUCCCGACGCUCACCGGAUAGUCUACUUUUGAGACGAAGAGAAUUCGAGAAACACACAAAACGAUGAGCAAAUCAACAGUUGAUUCCACUUUUCAGCUGACUGUCGUACAAACUUCUCGCGAAUAAAAGUGAAUUUAAGCACUUGUCACCCUUCAGACAGCUUCGACUUGAGGGGAAACUCAGGAGUCCAGUGAGUAAUCUUGACACGGAUGCAUCUCAGAGUGAGUGGUCUUUUUUCGGCGCUUCUGUCCCCGUCUUUGCGAAGCAGAAAAUGGCAAAUACUUGAAUUGCGCCGAAGGCAAGCAGAGAACGUGUGGGAAACACGGUGGUUCGUCCACGCGUCUACACAAGGCAGCACCAGAAGUCUUUCCUUCUACGUUUGUUUCUUCUUUCACGAGCUCUGUGGAAGACAGACAAAACACUCUCCGCCUGCCGGAGCUUUCUUUGCUGAGAAAGAAAGCUUCAAGGACAGGCAGCGCAGGAGGAUGGCGACGAACCACCCAUGGUUAUUUUCACAAGCAUCAAGACUGAUAAUCGAAAGAGGAAACUCGUUGAUUUCCGUUUGCUCGGCAGUUCACGAGGACCGCAAACAGAACAAGGGUGCAAUCGCAUACCGAUGAAUUCCAAUUUCGGUGAUCCUGCAAACUCAAAACUGCCAUCAGAAGUCACCCGUGCCAUCGCACUUACGCUGCGAAGGAAGCACCGAGCACACUCUAGGUAUGUUACCAUGGACUUCAUCAACAGCCCACAAUUUGCGUGCGCUGCUAAUGCGUUUAUUAUCACAUCUAUCUCUGCGGAAUCUGUAAGUUCAACCCUGUUGGUACAGCUUAAUUUUACGUGUAGUCUGUAUUUGCCCAAGCACCGUUCAUGGGAAACGGUCGCACCAGAAAUUUUGCGCGUUGCCUACGGUGUGAUGUAAGCAUUAUGAGAGGUUUGUCUGGUGUGCUUUGUUAAAGCAGUCUCCACAGUGAUUCCUCGAAACAGCAACCCAUGAGGGGAUGAAUGCAUGCGUCCAAGGAAAUUUUUUUUGCGGGAUCCGCAGAAAAUGGCUUCGAAGCUAUAAAAGGUGGCCACGUAGGGCGGCCGCUCAAGGCGACAGCAGAACGAAAGUGGAUUGGGUUUCACGAGCUCUAUA